Molecule: messenger RNA, 829 nt
Organism: Corvus hawaiiensis (hawaiian crow)
Lineage: Eukaryota; Metazoa; Chordata; Aves; Passeriformes; Corvidae
Gene: RIPPLY2
Product: ripply transcriptional repressor 2
Exons: 3
Coding region: 153-698 (181 amino acids)
Biological process (GO): embryonic pattern specification; negative regulation of transcription by RNA polymerase II
Cellular component (GO): nucleus
Source: RefSeq, a predicted model, not a curated record
UGUGUCUGCUCAAGUGCGAUUAGCACCGACUCGCCAAAUCCCCCCCACGCCCGCUUCCCCUCCCCGGGCCAUUUGGGGCAUGCACGCGCCCGCGCCCCGUGUUUACACGGCGGCGCCUUCGCGCGGAGCCUUUUUGUGGAUGGCGCUGGCAGAUGAGCCGGGGGAGGUGGGGGCUCCGCGCCGCGCAGCGCCCGCCGCCGGCUAUAAAAGCCUCCGGGCCCGCGGGAGGCAGCGCCAGGCGAGCGGCCGCGGACCGGCGGAGGAUGGAGGGGGGCUACCCCCCCCGGGCGCUCUCGGCGGCCCUACCCCCGCAGGGCUACUCGCCCCUCUCCUCCUCCCGGUGCGGGGGGCGGCCCGGUCCUGCCCUGACGGCCUUGCCCUUGCCCCGCAGCCCUGCGCCUUUCUGGAGACCGUGGGUGCCCGCGCCGGGUGAGGCGGCCCGGCGCAGCAGCCCCGGCCCCACAGCGCCUCACAGCCCCGGCGGGCUGGCGGAAGCCUCCCGAAAGCUGGCGCAGUACACGCACCCCGUCAGACUAUUUUGGCCCAAAUCAAGGUGCUAUGAUUACUUGUAUCAGGAAGCUGAAGCACUUCUGAAAAACUUCCCAGUUCAGGCUACAAUUUCCUUUUAUGAAGAUUCGGAUAGUGAAGAUGAUGAAGAUGAACUGGAACAAGAUUCAAGAACAGAAUCAGGUUGCUGAUUGCAGGAAAGGCCAAUGCCACUUCUAAGAUGUAAUUUAAACUUAAUAUAAAUAUGUAUUAUAGUAUUUUUAAAGAUAAUUUAUUUCUAUGUAAGUUAUUCUUAAUAAAAUUGAGAUGUCUUGUAAUUUUA